Messenger RNA from Alligator sinensis (Chinese alligator), 1789 nucleotides. It is a transcript of the gene OPN3, whose product is annotated as opsin 3. Gene Ontology annotation, molecular function: G protein-coupled receptor activity. The coding region runs from base 1 to 1017 and encodes 338 amino acids. The record is from RefSeq and is a predicted model, not a curated record. NCBI's taxonomy places the organism in Eukaryota, Metazoa, Chordata, Crocodylia, Alligatoridae. Gene Ontology annotation, cellular component: photoreceptor outer segment; membrane. Gene Ontology annotation, biological process: G protein-coupled receptor signaling pathway. The transcript has 4 exons.
AUGGAUGCCAAACAGACCUGUGUCUUUUUUAGAAACAAAACUACUAAUGCUUUUGUAUCUGCAGAACUUCAACAGCUACCAAAGGUGGGCAGUAGUAAGAAUGAGAGACCUUGGGAGUGGAUGAUGCAGACGGUCAAUGAAAAUCUCCAGGCACUUUUGAUUCUCAGACCAGCUGAACUUGGAAUUGUCUCAAUCAUGACCCUCACUGUUCUUGCCUAUGAGCGCUACAUUCGGGUCGUCCAUGCAAAAGUGAUUAAUUUCUCCUGGUCCUGGCGGGCCAUCACUUACAUCUGGCUCUACUCACUAGCCUGGACUGGAGCACCUCUUCUAGGCUGGAACAGAUAUACACUGGAAAUACAUGGACUAGGUUGCUCAGUGGACUGGAAGUCAAAAGAUCCCAAUGAUACUUCCUUUGUGCUCUUUUUUUUUCUUGGUUGCUUUGUGGUACCUGUUGGAAUCAUGGCAUACUGCUAUGGUCACAUUCUAUAUUCAAUACGAAUGCUUCGCUGUAUUGAAGAUUUUCAGACUGUUCAAGUGAUCAAACUCCUAAAAUAUGAAAAAAAGGUGGCUAAAAUGUGUUUUUUAAUGAUCUCCACAUUCCUUAUCUGUUGGAUGCCUUAUGCAGUCGUCUCUCUUCUAGUAGCCUAUGGCUAUAGCAACCUUGUAACGCCAACAGUGGCUGUCAUCCCAUCCUUUUUUGCCAAAUCAAGCACUGCUUACAAUCCAGUCAUCUACAUCUUCAUGAGCAGAAAGUUUCGACGAUGCCUUUUACAGCUCUUGUGCUUUCGCCUGCUAAGAUUCCAGAGGACAAUGAAAGAAAAACCAGUAACAGGGAAUGACAAGCCAAUAAGACCAAUUGUGAUGUCCCAGAAAGUUGGGGACAGGCCAAAGAAGAAAGUGACUUUUAGCUCUUCUUCUAUUAUUUUUAUUAUCACCAGUGAUGACGCCCAGCAAACAGAUGAAAGUAGCAAGCACAAUAGCACAAAAGUUAAUGUGAUUCAAGUAAAACCACUAUGAGGGGCUGAGUCAGACAGGUCUCAGAACUCGAAUGGAUGCUAGCCAAUGAGUCUGUUUUGGUCUGACGACUCGCCAGUGGUAGAAUGUGUGUGAAGAAGGUGCUAUGCUUAAUGCUGUGAAACAGAGAAGAAAUUUAGUGGAUGAAAUCUGUAAAUUGGUUAAAUGUGGUGACAGUAUUCAAAUCUCUACAUUUUUUUAUCUGAUUUAUCAGUGGUGAUUUUUAUUCUUUUUUAAGCAUAUCAUAUAAUUAGCCAACAUUCUUAGUCACACCAAAUUAUUGAGGAAAUAAAGGGAUUAUCAGAAGCUAGCUUUGAGUCACCCACCAAAAUGCUGACUUACAAAGCUUUCAUCAAACCUAUUACAAAACUACUAAAAUACUGCCCCCUUUGCAGUACAAGGGGUCUCUUGCUAAUGCUCAUAAGGUACCUAGAGCCACUUUGAGAGAUGCUCCAAAGAAAAUAAAUUCACUGUGAGCACUGAUGAAAAGAUGACAAACUAAAGCAUCAUAAUGUUUAUACAUACAACAAACCAUUUAGUUAAAAUGAUUAAAUACCACAUAAUUAAAAAUAAAAGAAAAACUCUCUUACAUAUGUAACACGCAUACUUUCUUUAGAUGAAACAGGAGCCUUGACCACUAAUAGACCACAAGACCUGCUGUAUCACUUCUUUAAGAUUAACCAGUGUCAAUCCAGAUACUUGUGAUUUGAGUGAUAAUUUUCAUACCUAAAACUCACUUGGCAGAACUACCUUCCCCCAAAAAAGACCCCCCCCA